CUAACUCUUCAGUGGCGGAAACGUGUUAUUCUAUGUGAAUCAAACAUGGCUGGCUCUACACGUCAAGAAGUUAAUUUUAACAGACUUCUUCACCGUUGUGAAACAAUGGCUGAAGACAAGGAAUCUAGAGACUGGAGACUUGAAAAGUUUAUUGGAGCCCUGCAGGAUCAGCUGACUGAAAUAAAAAAGGCACACAGUCGUCCUCCACAGGAGACAUUAAGUGAAUACCAGAAAAAAGUUGACCUUUUGAAAGGUCUCAUAGCUGUGGAAAAAAUGCCUACAGGUGCAGAAAAGGUUCUGGCUACAGAGAGGCCCACAAGUAGCGCAAGUCCCAACAAUGUACCAGCCCGCCACCUGCAAAUUCGAGCCAAAGUGCUGAGCCAUGAGGAUAUGCAACAGGAACUGUUAGGGCUGCGCAACACAACUGACGUGCGGCAUCGCAGCGUGGCCAGCGCGGGCGGAGAACCCACCAGCUCCGACAUCGACAGUUUGCUGCAGCACCACCACCGCAUGCAGGAGCGGCUAGCCGAAGAGAUGCUGGCGCACGCACGCGCCCUGAAGCAGAACAUGGCGGACGCUGGGCGUGUCGUGCGCGAGGACGUCAAGAAACUGGGUGAGAGUACCCGGAGCGACACCAACUACGGCAAGCUGCAGACAGAGAGCGAGCGCCUGGAAGGUUUCACGCGCUCCUGCUCAUGGUGGGUGUGGCUCAUGCUGGUGGUCGUCGUCUUUACCUUCAUGUUCAUGGUCGUCGUGAUGAAGAUCUUUCCCAAGGGAUAAAUCUGCCCUUCCUGAGGAUCCCAGCUGCUAACCACCAACCACCAACUCCAACGGGCCCUGCGACUGCUGCGAGGGUAGUUAAGGAUGGCGUAGGACUGCGAUGCGCGUGGGCCAUCAGCGGCAAUGAACACAUUUAGGAGCCAGUGUGAUUUCCUGCAGAAGGGGAUGAUGCAGUGCAUAGACGGAAAAAAAAAGAAGGGAUAAAUAAAUGUGAACAGAGUGGAUGUUGUACACAAAAUGAAAGAACUUUUGGGUGAAGGACGGUGGCAUACUGUUGAGCUUCCAUCAUGUCAUCUCAUUUUUAAUUCACUCUUGUCUUUACUACGACCACAAAAUUCUCCUCCUGCUUCUUGCUAUUCUUCCGUUUCUUUGCUUUAUUCUUAUCUUUCUUUCUUUUGUUGUUGUAGUUCUUCUUCGUCUUUUUUCCUUCGGUCUUAUUUUCUUGUUUCUGUC
This is a messenger RNA of Pomacea canaliculata, 1233 nucleotides long. RefSeq names its product vesicle transport protein USE1-like. Lineage: Eukaryota; Metazoa; Mollusca; Gastropoda; Architaenioglossa; Ampullariidae. Gene Ontology annotation, biological process: retrograde vesicle-mediated transport, Golgi to endoplasmic reticulum. Gene Ontology annotation, molecular function: SNAP receptor activity. Gene Ontology annotation, cellular component: endoplasmic reticulum; SNARE complex. The record is from RefSeq and is a predicted model, not a curated record.